AUGGAUAUGGACUCAGGCAUGUCGGGGGGUCCCGACCUCACUGAUGCGGGACUGGAUAUGUCCAACUAUACUGUGGCUUCGGAUUUCCUGGCUGCUCUUUUGGAUGACAGCACCCUCCAACAGACAGACUACGCUAUAGCUCGCGCUUUUUGGUACGGGAUUGUCAUUGUGAUCGUGUUAGUGGGCAUAGCUCACUGGACACAAUGGGCUAUACUAAAAUUGCGAUUGCGUGCGGCAGCUGCAAAUCGCGCUCGGCCUGCUAGUCCUUCAAACCCUGCCACUUCCAUGUUGGCUGCUUGCACAGCAGUGAUUCGGGAAAUCUCCUAUCACCAAAUCACUUUCACAAAUUCAUGGCUCCGUAUUCCUACAAUUGGAUCAAUUGUACUUAUCUUGGGCUAUUUCGGAUAUAUUAUGGGCCUGCAGUUCUUUGAAUGGGACUAUCCCGGCGCACAGUAUUGGCAAGCCCAAAGCCUGCGCGCAGGUUGGCUCACCAUUGCUCAAUUCCCUUUGGUUCUGCUUCUUGCUGGUAAGCGGAAUUUGAUUGGAUAUGCUGUAGGAGUAUCCUAUGAGCGUUUGCAGAUCUUGCAUCGGUGGGUCGCCAGAGUUAUGCUGUUGACUGCCACCAUUCACGGUGCCGUUCAAACCUACGGAUGGCACAAAUACGGUGUGAUGAAGAUCGAGUUUGACACCGAUAGCUGCAUUCCUACAGGAUUCGCCACUUGGAUGAUUCUUGUAUGGUUGGUUUUGUCUGCAACUGCGCCCAUCCGCAACUGGCGGUAUGAAAUUUUUGUCGCACAGCAUAUUAUAACUUUCAUUGGGCUUGUUGUGGCUAUUUUCUACCACCUGCCAUCGACGGCCCUCAGCUCACGCAUAUACGCUUGGAUCGGCGUCGGCAUCUUCAUCCUCGACCGUCUGAUUCGGAGUAUUGUCUUUACGUAUGUCAAUGCUAAGCCAGCGAAAGCUACCAUUAUUGAGCUUCCUGGUGAUGUCACAAAGAUCCGCAUUGCAUCUCCCACAAUCAAAAAGUGGGGUCCAGGACAACACAUCUUCCUGUCGAUCCCGAAGCUAGGACUUGGACAGUCGCAUCCGGCUACUAUCCUAUCAACUCCAUCAUCUCACAACAAUGACCUUGUGUUUAUUCUACGAGCCCACCGCGGCUUUACUCGGCGAUUACUUCAUUCCGCCCAAUCAUCCUCGACGAAUCUACUGGAGAAGACCGAGGGUGCCCAAACUGUAAAAAUUGAAGGGCAACAUCUUUCCCUCCUCGGUGGCCCAUACGGAGGAUCUCAUUCUGAUUUCGGAGCCUUUGACACCGUCUUCCUCAUCGCUGGGUCAACAGGCGUGACCUUCACCCUAUCCAUCCUCCUGGAUAUCGCACACAGGGUGAAAAUCCAGAAGCUUCCAGUCAGGCGGGUAGUCUUUGCUUGGGUCAUCCGAACUGUUUCAUGUACAGAGUGGGUCGCCGAUGAAUUAAAACAGGCCAUUGAACUUCUCAUCAGUGCCGGUAUCGAAACCGAAGUGCGCUUCUUUGUGACUUGCGAUGCAGAGCCAUCGGAGCCAUCGGAGAAGAAACUCGGUUGCCCAUGCAAGAAUACUGAAGGGCCAUGCUGUUGCAGCGGCCUCGGCUCCUCAAGCCUUGAGGCGGUCCCUGAUACAAUUCUCAAAUCGGGAGACACUAAGGAUGCCAUUUCAUUCAUUCCUCAAGAAAAAGCGGACACCUCCGUUUCAAUACCGUCCUCUACUUUUACAUCUGGGCGGCCUACACUGAAGCCCCUUCUUUGGGAGUUGUUGGAUCAUGCUAGAGGUGAGACCGGUGUUGCCGUCUGUGGACCUUUGGGACUGGUGAGCAAUGUCAGGAAUACAGUGGCUACUGUUAGCGAAGAGCGCGGUUCAUAUAAGGGUACUGGGGCUGAGGGUGUGUAUUUGCAUGCCGAGAGCUUUGCAUGGUGA
Molecule: messenger RNA, 1950 nt
Organism: Penicillium odoratum
Lineage: Eukaryota; Fungi; Ascomycota; Eurotiomycetes; Eurotiales; Aspergillaceae
Product: ferric reductase family protein
Exons: 4
Coding region: 1-1950 (649 amino acids)
Biological process (GO): intracellular iron ion homeostasis; iron ion transport; copper ion import
Cellular component (GO): plasma membrane
Molecular function (GO): ferric-chelate reductase activity
Source: RefSeq, a predicted model, not a curated record